This is a messenger RNA of Exophiala viscosa, 1262 nucleotides long. Its product is annotated as Mss4-like protein. The record is from RefSeq and is a predicted model, not a curated record. Gene Ontology annotation, molecular function: carbon-sulfur lyase activity. The transcript has a single exon. Bases 226 to 966 code for a protein of 246 amino acids. NCBI's taxonomy places the organism in Eukaryota, Fungi, Ascomycota, Eurotiomycetes, Chaetothyriales, Herpotrichiellaceae.
AGUUACCCCGGUAGUGCGGAGUUGAACGGCCACCAGGUCCUCGUGUAGAACACUGUUCGGUCGUGACCAAUCAUCUGGUUCCUGCUUCUGUACGCCCUUCAUGUCACCAAACCGAGGCAGUGGCGGCCCCCAGGAAGUUACAAUUCCAGCAGCAGAGCAGUAUCAGCUAAGCUAGAAAGACAUUCCUUGUGACAGCGAAUAAGAAAUUUCUCGCAGAAUUGCAAAAUGGCAGAAGAACCGACGACCGAGAAUUAUGUUGUUGAGAUACACUGUCACUGCAAACUUACCUCGUUUUCUCUCUCGCUUCCAUCGUCGUCGUUCCCAUUAAAAUCUGCCUUGUGCCACUGCAACUCAUGCCGCCAUACGACAGGUCAGCUGUUUACCACAUGGGCAGUCAUUCCGACACCUAUAUCGACCAAAAUCUGGGAAAGCGGAAACCUAAUCAGAUAUAAUUCAUCGUCGAAAUGUGAGAGAUGGUUCUGCAAACAAUGCGGCGCCAGUGUCAUCAACAUUGAUAAAGCCGGCGAGCAUCACGAAUGGGAAGUUGCGACAGGACUGCUCCAUUUCGAGGACGAAGAUGGACUUCAGGGAAAACUAGAUCGUGUACAGCUCUGGGUUGAAGAUGUCAAGGCUGACGGAGGAGCUGUGGGCUGGAUCAAUAAAGGAGAACUGGCCGAUAUGAGCAGGUUUUGGAAUGGCCGAGAAAGUAAAGUGGUCAGCGACGAAGCAGUCACGAAGUUGAUGGAAGCAGGACGUACCAUCUUGCCGGUAUCUCGGCAGGAGCGACUCAAUGCUCGGUGUCAUUGCCACAAGGUUGCGUUCUCGUUGGCCAAGCCUGAGCAGUUGUCCAAUAGCAGCACCGCAGGAUUCGAAGCAAAUAUGGACGCCUGCACUUCGUGUCGGACUGUCACUGGCUUCGAGAUUACUGCCUGGACCACCGUGCCUAAUGCGUCUGGUUCGAAUUGAUGGCAGUAGUUUGAAUGACUUUCUUGCCGACAAGUCAAGGCUCGGCCAGUAUCAGACGUCCGUUGAUCUGAGUCGAUACUUCUGCGUGAGGUGCGGCGCAACAGUUUUCUACAAGAAGCACGGCCUUGACACAAUAGAUGUUAGUGUAGGCCUUCUCCAGACGCAACCUGAGGGGGAGGUUCGUGUGGAAGAUUGGCUGGUGUGGCGACCGUACCCUGAUUCUCUGGCUUACGCGGAGGAAGCGGUCGACAACAAAUUCGUAGGGGAUCUGAUCGAGGGUACAAGACGGGCAGGAG